AUGGCCCCGGAGAAUGUUGCCCUUGAGCGAGUGCGAAUGGAGUCACUGCCGGAGCACAUGUAUGAGGCGAUCACUGUAGAGCAACUGGUGAUCGCCGCUCUGAGUGACCUCACUGAGGAUGAGGUUCGCCAGACUGGAGUGCAAAGCAACUUGGUUGCACUGCACCUCCAAGGGAAUGUUCCGGAGGGCCGCCAGGACCUGCACCGACUAGCGCAGGGACUGACAAUGAUCCGCCCUCCUGCGGACCACCCGCCGGCGGAUGCUGCCGCAACUGGACCUGCGGCGAUUGAUGCUGCUCUUGGCAUCAAUGUCAGGAAUGGCGCAGAGGAGCCUGCAUCUGCAAGUGCAGGAAUGCUUGGAACUGAGCCGAAUGAUUCGGUGCCUGCUCCCACACCGAGUGAGCCGAAUGCUGCAGCGAAUGCGGUGCCUUGGGAGGCCCGCCGCCUGAUGAAUGAGACAAUGGUGCAGCACCGACUGAGCAGGCAUGGUCCUGUGAUUGUUCAGGUGUCCGCCGCCUUGACUGCGAUGGAUUGUGGAGUUGAGCUCACCAGAGUGUUGGAGAACCACCGUGUGGAGCGUCCCGACACCAUUAGUCAACGUGCCUGGAGCAGAAAGCAGACCAGGGAGAUCGAACGAGCCCAUACGCGUAUUCAACUGUGUGAAACCUUGGAUCAGUUGGUUAACUACGCAGCGACUCUCCUUUCUCCGGACAACCUAGAGGCAUUCCUGUUUCUGAAUUUGUCGGAGAGAGACCCUGAAGAGCCGUUGUUCCUCCCGAACCACCUGGUUGAGUCUACGGUACACCCAGAAGAAGACCACCCUCCGUUGCCAGCUAGCCUAGACGCCUUGGUGUUGGAGUACGAAACCCAGCAGCACGACAAGCAUCUAGAAGAACUACUCAAGAACGACUUCGGCAUCAUCCUUGGUGGUGGUACACGCGAAAGUAAGAAGAGAUCUGCGGACCCUGGACCUCAACUACCGCAACCUCCCCAAGGGAGCAAUCCGUUUCAGGGAGCGCCGGUGAGCCCUGCGAGUCCUAGUCAGCAACCUUUCGAGCGAGUUCUAGAGAUGCUGACAGCGUCGGUUCUACAGAGUGCCGAAAAUUCUCAGCAGAUGAAAGAGACUCUUGAAGCCUUGACCAGACGUACUUUGAAUGAGAGUGGAUCGACUCAGUCUGGUAUGUGGUCUCGUGUGAUCAGCAAGCCAGAUGUCUUCAAGCCAAAGGACAGGGAGGAAGAGCUCUCCCAGUUUUCAGAGUGGUCGUGGCAAUUCAAACAGUAUGUGCGCGUGAUCUGCCCAGGGAUGCAUAAGUUGCUUGAGAGCGUGGAGUCUGACCUUGAUGACAGUAACGUGCACUCUGAGAUGUCUGUAGAAACAGUGGAUUUGUCAAAGCAGCUGUACGCCUUGCUUGCUAGUUUGUUGAGAGAGCGUCCUGUGCAAAUCUUGAAGGCCAUCCCAGAUGGCAAUGGAUGCGAAGUGUGGCGGACUUUGGUUCGCACCCUGGCGCCUAGCAACAAAGCUCGGUCGUUGGCGCUGCUUGGAGCAAUUUCUCAGUUUCCAGCCAUGACAAAUUCCAACUACCAUGAGCAGAUUUGUACGACCCUACCUCCUGCUGGUGAUGGUGCUGUGCCUAUGGAUGUUGACAUGGUGAAAGGAAAGGUUGGUAAAGACAAAGGCAAAGGUGGGUGGAAGCACUACAACAACAACCCCAAAGGCAAGGACAACAAAGGCAAAGGAAAAGACUACUCCCAGUACUACCAGAAGGGCAAGCAUGGAAAAGGCAAAGGUGGUUACAAAGGAAAGGACCAUAAAGGGAAAGGCAAAGGCUAUAACCACGACAACUCGAAGGGCAAGAGCAAAGGCAAGACCAACGUUCCCUACAACAAUUGCAAGAUUUGUGGUAAGCCAGGUCAUUGGAGCAAUGAGUGUUGGAUGAAGAAAGUGAACCAAGUGAACAACAAUCCUGGAACCCCAAAUGUGCCUCAACCACCUGCGGCUCCUGGAGGAUCAACGAGUACCACUGCGACUACAGCCACGGUGAAGCGCGUCUUCAACUUGGCAGACGACAUAGACGCAGUUCAGUUUCCGGUUGCAGGGGAUUUGGUUGGUGGCUUUGAAGAAUCGUGGGAUGAUGAAGAGUGGUCUGAGUGGUGGUGCUAUCAUGUCACCGCUUCGGAGUGCGAGUACUAUGACAUGAGCACGGAAGACAGCUCUGAAGAAAACUGGACGUACGAUGACACAGCAGUUUCCGUAUUCGACAUGACCAUGUCUGAUGCCCUUCCAGGUGAUGAAGAUUGGGUCCAAUGCGAUUGGGCCAAGACCUACGUGCAGAUGGUACAACAGGGACCAUCCGAAGGCUGGACCAGUGAAGGGAUCAAGGUUGAAGUGGUUCUUGAUUCAGGCGCUGAUGUUAGUGUGAUGCCAGAGCAGUGGUUGCAGAUGGAUGUGGGGCAGAAUGCACCGGGUGAGCGCGUUCUCAUGAGGGAUGCACAAGGUCGUGAGAUGCCGAAUCUCGGCACUCGUAAUGUGUCGUUAGAUCUUGGCCAAGCAGUCCUUCAUGAGCGCUUUCAUGCAUCGUCAGUGGCUACCCCUUUGCUGAGCCUGGGUCGACUGUUGAGGAAAGGAUGGAGUUUGAACCAUCGCAACAACAUGUUGUGCUUGUGCUUCGAGGAUGUGGCAGUACCUGUGAGUUUUCGGAGAAAUUCAUUGGUGGUGGAAGCUACAGUGCACAAUGUGGAAGCAAGUGACAUGAGCCCAAUCAUUGAAGAAGUUGUCGAAGAACCCAGCUCUCCACUAGAAGUACGGCCAUUGCUAGAAGGGCGACGCCACUAUGCUACGUUUGAUUUCAACCCUGAUGCUCUCUCCACAUCUGAGGCUGGUGAGCUCGAUCCACGUGGUCGACGGUGGCUAUUUCUGCCAACGGGAGACCCGGUUUGCCUCUCUGUGGGUUUGAACUUUGUUGACCCUAGUGCUAUGAUGAACACUGCGCUUUGGAAGUUUCGGACUACAGUCGUGAAGAUUGCUGAGCGUUGGGAGGUUUUGGAGUUACACCAGGAUUUGACCUCAAUGCCAACCAUGAGUGGUGCUCUGUCAGCGCUGGAUGAUUCUCUUCCUGGAGUGAUGUAUGAGAGCCUGACCAUGACGGUGAUGCACCGAACAAUCGUGGAGCCCGAGAAGUUUGGGUUUCAUGUGGAGCCCGAGGCACCAAACCCGUUGCUGGAUGAACCUCUGCCUCAGGUGCCUCCGGAACCAAUACGAGCUGAUGAAGGGAUGCCGGAUGGUGCCAACGACUCCAAUGCGGAGGAUGAGCAGCCUGGCGCGCAACCUGUGUUGCCUGGGGUUCAGCUAGAGAAGCCUAUUACAGAUGAGAUUGACGUUGAAGGCAAGAGGUUGACUGCGGAGUCCCCAGCGGCUGAGUUGAAGUUGGCGUGCCGUGCGUUGGGUAUAGGUGCUACGGGGUCCAAGAAUGUCCUGUACAAGCGAUUGGUGAAACACGUGUGGCGUAGGAAGAUGGAAGAUGACUUAGCUCUGUUUGAAGCUGCGAAACUACCAGAACGCAAUCCUCGCUCUUCUCCAGUUCCUACAGAACCAUCUCCUGAAGAAGUUGCCAAACAUCGGCUAACCCACGUACCUUACCAACCAUGGUGCCCGUUAUGCGUGGCGACAAGAGGAAGAAGGGAUGCUCAUCGAGGUGAUGAGGCCCACCGUUCUACUGGCGGUUGGCCAGUCCUGUGCAUGGACCUCAUGUAUGCAUCUCUGGAAGGUUCAGUGUGCGAGUUCAUGAAGCAAGCCCCAACGAGCAAAGAGAAGAAGUUGACUGUGUUGGUGUGCGUAGAUCGGGAUACUGGGAUGAUUCAUUCAGUGCCUCUUCCUGGAAAGGGUACUACAGUUUUACAACAUGCUGCCAAAGAAGUUCUUGGGUUUCUGUCCUACCUUGGUAGGACUGAAGUGGAGAUCAGGGGCGACAAUGAACCACCGAUGGUAGCCCUGUGCGAUAAGGUCGUGGAAGCUCGAAACAAAGCAGGUCUGUCAACCCGCAAGACUCCUUCUCAACCCUAUGAACACCAGACCAAUGGAGCAGCUGAGCAAGCAGUCUUGAGCAUGCGGGACAUUGGCAGCACUCUCCUACAGCAGGUUGAGCAGAAUGGAUUUGCCCCCAGUUUGAACCCCGAGUUGAUCCCGUGGGCCUAUGUGCACGCAUCGACUUUGCAUAACUGCUUUUCAGUGUCUGCGGGAACCACACCUUCUGAGCGCGCCUUUCAGGUGAAGUACAAUGGACGGCUGGCGAUGUGGGGCGAGACGAUGCUGUUUGCUAUUUCCGAGCCCCAUCGACGUAAAGGCCGGCCGAAGUUUGCGAAGGGCGUGUUCUUGGGUAAAACCAUGUUGAAUGACCUCAACAUUUGUGGCACAGCGUUGGGGGUGUAUUUGUCGUCAACAGUCAAGCGUCUUCCAGAAGUACAACAAUGGGACAAAGUGUUACUCAAAGAAGUUCAAGGUAAGCCUUGGAGGUACGGUUUGUCAUCUAUGGGUAUGAAGAUAGUACCUGGAUUACGUGAACGCAAGCCGCGUCCAGAGCCCAUGGCCGAACUACCUGUGCCUCUGCAUCCGUUACCUCUUCCUGGUGGAUCAAGCCCAAGAGAGGAAGCUGCGUCUGACCCCACGUCAGAACCUGCGUCGCCUGACGCAGAGUCGGCUUCAGAGUCUAGCAGUGAACACCCAGGAGGGGAUGUCAGAGGAGCCAAGCGGAGUCGUGAGCCAGGAGGGGAUGACGAUGAUUCGUCUCCUCAAAGCUUCCCUUCAGAUCUGUUGAGUCCGGCUACUGAGCCCGCUCCGAUGGUUGUUGAAGAACGUGGUGAAAAGCGAGAUGUCCCAGAGUCUGCUGGGAGUGACCAAUCGGUCAAGAAAGUUCGAGCUGUGCGAGUUGGUGACGUGGACUACUUCGUUGCGGAUGAGGAGAUGGAGGACUGGUGGCAAGGCUUGGAGUUUGAUGCCCAGUACUACGAUGAUGAUUGGAUGGACUUCACACCAGAGACGGAUCCAGAGGUGUUCUGGGAAGAUCAAGGAGAAGAGGAAGGACCUCCUGUCCUUUCUGCAGACCAGCUGGAGAAAGUGGAAGCAACAUCGAGGCUGGACGAGAAGUCCAGACUCAUUGACAUGGGUGUGUUGGAGAAGGUGGAGAUUGACCCUCCGGCGGACAAGACCUUGCAGUGCCGGUUGGACAAUGAAGUUUACCGUGUCUGGAAGUGCUUGCCGGGCCAACAACUUGCUCCUGUGUAUUGGCAUGAUGAACUGAGUGGAGAUCUUCAGACUUGUGGCCUUACCGGCAAUGUUGCAUGCCCAGUUGUGUAUGGUGGCAAAGAUCAAGCCGCUACGGUCCAUGUCGAUGAUGGCCUACUUGGAGGUUUCGAGGAUCAGGUUGACCAGACGGUUGGCGCGCUGAAAGAAAAGUAUAAGCUUGAGUGCAGUCCCCCGCUGAAGGAAGUUGGUGAUCAGUUGAGGUUUCUCAAACGUACGCUGGAGGUAGUGCCAGAAGGACUACGGAUAGUGAUCGAUCCAAAGUAUGUGGAGAAAAUCCUCCAAGUCCUUGGGAUUUCCAAACCUCGCUCCCGCAAGGUACCUUCGACUACAGACUUGACGGCCCUCGAUGAGACGGAGAAGCUUGAUGCUAUGUGGGCCGGGAGGUACAGAGCAGCUUUAGGAUGCUUGUUGUAUUUGGCUCCUGAUCGACCUGAUGCGCAGUACACGAUUGGUGUGUUGGCUAGGGGAAUGUCAUCGCCUACAGCAAAGCAGUUGUCACAUGUGAUGUACCUAGCAGAGUACUUGUACUACACCCGGGACUAUAGCUUGGUUUUGCGGUGGAGCAGCCCAGGGCGAUCAUAUUUGGACGAAAGCCCACGUGUCAGGCCGAGGCUUGAUGAUGGCGGAGAACCUGUGCCGCCUGGUGGAACCUUGGAAGCCAAACCGAGGUUACUGGAGGCCGUAAGUGAUGCGGACGCUGUGGACCUUGCUGCUCGGCUGGACAGCUCGAGUGCGCGCAGCCUCCUCACGAAGGCCGGUGUCUCUCGCAUACGACACCUUGAUGUAAGGCUGCUGUGGACACAGAGUUUGGUCCGUGAGAAAGUUUUGUCAGUGCGUCCAGUGGGUACUCUUGUCAACACCAGUGAUCUCGGCACCAAAGUUUUGACCUCAAAGAGGGUGAAGUAUCUACUGUACCUGUUGGGCAUGUACAACACCGACGGCUUGAUAACUCCGGGAAAGUUUCCAAAACCAGCAGGGUCAGAUAAAUCGCAGGCAGCUGAAAUCCUUAGGGUUCUCACUGCGGCCAUAGCCUUGAGUCGAGCUACGGCAUCUGAUCCCGAGCCGAAGUGCAACGUUCCUGCUGAGCCCUACGGUGCGGUCGGCGGGUUCCUCACGGUGCUGACUGAACCGCUCUUCUACAUGUUCAUGUUUGCGGUUUCAGUCGUGGCGAUCGUUGUAUUUAUGGCACCAAAGCGACGAUGGAACCGGAUUCGAUGUGUGGACCCUGAUGUUGGUGGUGACGGAGAAGGUGAGAAGGCAGUGCGAGAGCCCUCUCCAGAGACGAACUACUUCGAUGACAGCUGGUUGAUUGCUGCAUCUGAUGACGACGAGGGCGGCGCUACGGAAGCCUAUGUGCAAAGUUUUGUGUAUGAGCCAGAACCAAGAGGGCAGACCCCAGAUCUACCUGGACCUUCUACGGGACCUCAUGAGCAUGUUCGGGAAGGUGAACAUUCUGCCCGUGACCUACGUGUUGAUCAAGGAGUUCGACAACAACGAGCUCAAGGACAUGAUCCAUGGGCUCAGGGAGUGAGCAGUCAAGGACCGGCGCCUAUGCCGGUGCGGACGGAACCAGCAAUGCCAACUGGUCGUGGAGGUGGACAUCCACCAGUUCCGGGACCAAUGACGUUUCGGAUUGGAAGUGGUCGUGCAGUGCAUCGGGCCUCUUGUGGAAUGGUGAAGAGGGCCCAAAGGUUGGAACCAGAGAAGCUGAUCCAGCUCUCGAUUGCGGAUGCACUCAAUGCUGGUUUGAAGAAGUGUGGGCACACCCAGACUGAACGUUUCCGACUUGCUGAUUGUGAAGAUUGGAACGAGCCAGAGAAACUUCGGGAGCUUAGGGAUUGUGUGCUUGAGUGGUUCGUAGAGCUGCAGACAACCAAGCCCAUUACCCCUUCGCUUAGCCACCAAAGUUUCUGCAAGCGGCAGCGCGACGCACAGGACCGUCACAGGUCACAGCUCGCUGAGUUGGAUUCAGCGUCUGCCAUUGUUUCUUACGGGUGCAAGCUUUUAGAUCGGGAACCUGAUUUAUUGCAAGUGUUUGUUUGGUGUGCAGUAACGAUUUUAGGGGAGGCCAAGGCUUCUUCUACCGCCGGAUCUGCAGGGCGCAAGGAGACCGUUGUGCUUCAGGGUGACGAGGUGAGAUCAGCUACGUGUGCUGCUGAAUCUGCUCCUGUCUUCAAGAAGCUUAGGCGUUCUAGAGAAGUGAUUGAUCUUGAUUGA
This is a messenger RNA of Symbiodinium sp. CCMP2592, 7515 nucleotides long. Lineage: Eukaryota; Dinophyceae; Suessiales; Symbiodiniaceae. The record is from the annotation of a GenBank genome assembly.